AUGCACGAAUUUAAUAGAAACAAAUAUGUUGAAAGAACUUUUACUUAUACAUUUGAGGAAGAAAACGAAGACACUGAUAUAAUUGCUAUCCAGAAAAAUAUCUCACAGAAAAGAACCAAUAAUGAUGUAACUUUAAACACUAACAAUAAUAACAUGAUUACGAUAGAAAAUGGAAUAAAAAAUACUACCACAGAAGAAAUGUUAGCUUUGCCGUUGAAUAAUAAGACACCAGAAAAAAGUUUUGACCUACAAUUAAUGAUAAAAGAAAGAGGUUAUAUAUCUGAAUCUGUAAGUGAAGUUUCAUUUAGUACUACUGACGAAGAAAAUUUAUCAUUUGAAAAAAGCUCUUUAUCAUCGUCAGAAGAUAGUGACGAAUUGGAAGAUGAUGAUGAAUCGAGGAUCGAAAGUGAUUGGUUGCAUUCACAAGAACAAGGCUUUGAAGAAGAACCAUGGGUGGAUAUUACUGACGAAAUACCAGAUUUUGCAGAAAAUACACUUGACUGUAAAAUACUUUUACCUACAGACAAUAAAACACCUAUUGAAAUAUAUGAUUUAUUUGUAACCGAAGAAAUAAUUAAUAAAAUGGUGAAAGAAACGAAUGAUUAUGCAGAGAAGUACUUGGUUGAUAACGCUCAUACAAUUAAACAAAAAUCUCGUGUUAAACCGACCAAUUUCGAAGAAAUGCGUCAAUUUUUUGGAGUAAUUUUAAUAAUGAGCUUAAACAAAGUCCCUCAUUUAAAUGACUAUUGGUCGCGGAAGUCUAUUUAUAGAAAUGAUUACAUCUGUUCAUUGUUUUCAAGAGACCGAUUUUUGUUGAUUCUUAAAUUUUGGCAUUUCAGUGAAUUAUCAGUAAAAGAAACCGAUGAUAAACUACAUAAAUUUCGUGGAAUAUAUGAAUCGUUUAAUAGCCGUUUUCAAUGUACCCUUGAACCAGGCAAAUUAGUCGUUAUAGAUGAGACAAUGAUUCCUUGGCGAGGUCGCCUUAAAUUUCAGCAGUACAUUAAAAAUAAAUCCCACAAAUACGGCGUGAAAAUAUAUAAGCUAUGUACUCCCGAGGGUUAUACGUACAGAAUGAUUGUAUAUACAGGUAAAGAGGCUAACAAACGGGAGCAAGAUCAUGGCCUCAAAACAGUUAUGAAUUUAGUGGCUGGGCUGGAAGACGCAGGCCGAACAGUCGUUGCAGACAAUUUCUACUCAUCAAUCAAACUUGCAGAACUGCUUUUAACACGUAAAACAUUCUAUUGUGGUACGUUAAGGUCUAAUAGGAAAGGCGUGCCCAAAAAAUUGUAUGUACUAAAGUGA
Arctia plantaginis is the source of this 1302-nucleotide messenger RNA. The record is from the annotation of a GenBank genome assembly. Lineage: Eukaryota; Metazoa; Arthropoda; Insecta; Lepidoptera; Erebidae.